Prorocentrum cordatum is the source of this 1200-nucleotide messenger RNA. The record is from the annotation of a GenBank genome assembly. NCBI's taxonomy places the organism in Eukaryota, Dinophyceae, Prorocentrales, Prorocentraceae.
AUGUGGCCCAAGAGGGGGCAGCCUCGAGCAUGGCGACUUAAGCCGCGGCGCCUUGUACUCUGCAGGGGCAUGUGCAGGUGAGUUCAAGAUCCACAUGAGCAAUGCGCUCUCGGCAGCCGACUUCGGCUGCUUCUUCGACUCGGACUCGGGCUCGGACUGCGAGCGCGACAGCAUCAGGAUGGAGCAGGGGGUCCUCUCGGAGUCGGUGGAGUUCCGCUUGAUCAGCGGGAAGCGUGUGCAUCUCAGCCCGAACGUGGUCGGCUCGGUGUCCGACGUCACUGGCCUGUUGGCGAAGUCGCUGGGGUUGGUGCCCGAGCGCAUUGUGCUGCUUUCAAAUGAAGGGAUCCGCGUCCCGCUCGAGCUCUCCGCGUCGGAGCUCGACGGGGUGCUGCAGGUGCUGGUGCUGCCAGACCCCCUGGAGAAGAUGCUGGCCCUGGCCUGCGGCGUGGCAACCUUCGAUGACCUCCUGGAGGAAACCGUCGUAGACAUCAACGAGGCGGCCGGCUUGCCUGAGAGCCUCGGCCGCCUGGCCCUGCUGAUGGACCUCAGGGUCUGCCACAGCGGCCUGACGUCGCUGCCAGAGAGCAUCGGGGAACUGCAGGAGCUCGAGACCUUGUGGCUCGCGAGCAACAGGUUGGAGUCCUUGCCGGGGAGUCUCUGCAACCUCCGCAAGCUGCAAUAUCUUCAGCUUGGCGACAACUUGCUCACGGCGCUGCCCGAGAGCGUCGGCGGCCUGGAGGGCCUGGUGCAGCUGGAGCUGGGCCGGAACCGGCUGGCGGCGCUGCCGGAUGCCAUCUGCCAGCUGCGCUUCCUGGCUAGGCUGGGGCUCACCAGCAACCAGCUGGCCAGCCUGCCGCAGGGCCUAGGCCAGCUUCAGCGACUCACGCAUCUGCGGCUUGACAGGAACCGCCUGCGGGACUUGCCGGACGACCUCGUGGGCCUGAGCGCGCUGGAGGUGCUGACCGUCAGCGACAACGCGCUGAAGGCGCUGCCCCGGAACCUCCCCGAGCUCGCCAGGCUGAGGUCCCUCGAGGCGAAGAACAACCUUUUGUUUUUCCUGCCGGAGGACUUCGGCUCUAUGCACAGCCUGAACCACCUGCGCCUCUGCGGCAACCAGCUGAGCGCGCUGCCUUCUGGCUUCGGUGGCGCCUCCGAGGGCUCGGGGGGCUCCAGCGGAGUCAACCACUUGCACCGAUGCCG